AUGAGAGACGAGAGAGAUAUCGUAGAUCUAUACGCAACCGAUUACCAACCUGUUUGGGCUGCAGGAAUUGAAUUCCCCGGUGUCAUUCCAGAAGAGAUAUCACAGUAUCUGUAUGACAAGAUCUUUGAAGAACCUGUCCGACGCCAGGCUUCUGCGCUUUCUCAUGCCAGCUCUAUUCCCCCAAAUCUCACAACGACUCCUACUCAAAACAGGAUUCAAGAUGUCUUCCCCUUUGCGCGCCUCAAAUCUUUUCCGCCAACUAUUUCUUGCGUUAAGACAAAACUAAUGGGAAAGAAGCACAACCGUGAUGAAAAUUACGUUGAUUUAAUGAAUACAUUCAUCAAUUCACUCGGCGGCAAUCUUCUUUACAAGGGCUUACCACGCCCGUCAAUGGUUAACCUAGCCUCACUCUUCGCGCCCCUGGUCUCUUCAAACACGCUUCAAAAUGAGUUCGGACCUGGUUUAUACGCUACUUCCUCACUCAAGUAUGCGUUGGACUAUGCUGGCCCAGAUGGGGUCAUUUUGAUUUUCAAGGAUAUUGACUUCCGUCCGUUGGUUAAGAUUGAUUUGGCCGGCGAAGACUGGCGAACUACGGUGGACUAUUGGACCGGGGCGACGAUUUCAAAUGUUUCUGAGCGUGUACCAGCACUCUGGGAGCGAUCCGAUAUUUUGCAAGGCCAAAUCUCCGUCAAAGAUCUAAGGUCCAAACAGAGGGUUCCCGGACCAGAUCCCCAGGUUGUGGGAGUGAGUUAUGCAGGCUUGAAUGCAUUUGCAUCUGCUUUGCACAUGAUCAUAUGGCUAGACAGUUCGCGCUGA
This is a messenger RNA of Penicillium griseofulvum, 816 nucleotides long. RefSeq lists its product as uncharacterized. Bases 1 to 816 code for a protein of 271 amino acids. The record is from RefSeq and is a predicted model, not a curated record. Lineage: Eukaryota; Fungi; Ascomycota; Eurotiomycetes; Eurotiales; Aspergillaceae. The transcript has a single exon.